AUGUCAAAGAAGGGAACAUACACUACUGAGGGGCCUCCUGCUGAGGCCCCCGAAAGUAAUGCAUCAGGAGCAGUAACAGCGAAAGACUCAGGGGACCCGACAACAGCAACAGUGCAAAAACAACAGCAACAGCAGCAGGGAAAAGGCCGGAAAGUUCGGUUCCAAAAAAAUAACCCCAACAAUUUCACAUUCAAGUUAUUGCCCCUCUCUCAGCAGCAAUUGCGACAGGGACCAGCAGCAGCUGACCAGACAAAAUCGGUUCGCAUGCAGUUGCAGCGGGUCAUACCUCCCAAUGCCAGAAACAAGCCACAGCAACCCCUUCCAGAGUACCUACAGAAGCAGAUUGAUCAACAAGAAUUUGGAACUGAAACAGUCGUUCCCGAGAGAAGACCUACAGAACCGGACUUGAGCGGCGAUUGCUACUUUCCUCAAGACGGAUAUGACUACUCUCAGCACCUGGUUACAUUGGGGGGCGGCACGCUCUUGUCUCAUCCAGAAGGCAAGAAAACGAUCGCUGAGGAGGAGAAGGCUGCAGAGGCAAACAUGAGGAGGGACAAGGAAGCUAGCCAGGUUCUGGCUGCCCUAGAAGCCUGUGAUGCCUACGAGGAGAUUGCGGAUGACUUUGUCGCCGCUGCAGCUACUGACGCAGAUGGAAGACAAUGGGUGCCUGACGAGAAAGAACUGUUGUGGGGCUCGAGACCUCCGCUACUGCCGCCGGCUAUCAGCGAUCGUUUGUUUGGGGAGCCUGAAGAGAGAGAUAGCGAGGAUCUUGGGACCGAGGAGCACACCUUUGAUUAUUCAGAGGAGGAGAUAGAUACCCCAGAUAGGGACAAACGUGCAUACAAAGCCAGCGCAGACGACACGCAAGCGCAGAGGCUUGAGCAGCUGUUGGAGGAGUACCGUGACGAGUGCAUCGGCGAGCUCGACCCAGAUGAGGUGGAUGAGAGCGACUCUUUUUCUGCUUACGAGGAGUGCUUUGAUAGCUUCUUGAAAUCCCAAGAACGAACGCCCGCUUUGGACAUCUCGAAACGGGGAGAGCACCUUCAACGCCGGAGAGAUAGCAGCAGCAGUAGCAGCAGCCGCAGCAGCGCCGACAGUAGUAGCAAUUUAAAGCGGGAGGACGAUGAUUUUCGGCUUUGUGACAUUGACGAUGAACUAAGAGAGAAGACCCUUGCCCUUGCCAGACUACAAGAAGAAGAAGAGGAGAGGGCGCCUACAGUGCAUGUUGAACCGCUAUUGCCUGCUCGGGCGAGACCAUCAUGGGACGGAGAGACCAUCAUCAGCGCAAGGUCAGGGGUGUCAGUACAGCCGCGUUCCAUCAUCGUUGGUUCCUCUAGAACCACUAAACUUUCCUUGACUCCUUACCUAGCGCUAGGCGGAGGCGCCCUUGGUGCUAAGGAGCCUCAGGGGCCCCGACGCGCACAGCUGCCUCCAACCCUUGAGGAGACGGGAACAACUGUCUCUACUUAUCGGCCUCGCGGGGAAACAACCGAGGAAAGGAAAGUACGCAAGGCUGCUGUGAAGGAGGCCCAGCGCCUACUGAGAGCAAACAAAAAAGCCAACAAACAGCUGCUGAAGGUACCAGCUCUUGUUGCUGCUGUGACGCACUAA
Molecule: messenger RNA, 1611 nt
Organism: Eimeria necatrix
Lineage: Eukaryota; Apicomplexa; Conoidasida; Eucoccidiorida; Eimeriidae
Exons: 14
Coding region: 1-1611 (536 amino acids)
Biological process (GO): ribosomal small subunit biogenesis; ribosomal small subunit export from nucleus
Cellular component (GO): cytosol; preribosome, small subunit precursor; nucleus
Source: RefSeq, a predicted model, not a curated record